Molecule: messenger RNA, 369 nt
Organism: Gryllus bimaculatus (two-spotted cricket)
Lineage: Eukaryota; Metazoa; Arthropoda; Insecta; Orthoptera; Gryllidae
Source: the annotation of a GenBank genome assembly
AUGGACCCGACGGUGGCGCCGUGCGAGGACUUCUACCGCUACGCGUGCGGCCGCUGGCCCGACCACCACCCCACGCCCGACUCCGCCAUCAGCCACGACUGGUUCGCAGAGCAGUUCCUGCGCAAGGAAUCUACAGGAAGCGAACCUCUUCCUGUGCAGCAGGCCCGACGCCUUUACAAAUCCUGCAAUGACCGCGUCAACUCUAGCCCGAUCAUCCGGAUGUUGUCACGGAACUACUGUGUGGCAACGAAAAGUUUCUCAGCAAAAGAGGCUUGCAAACCAGAGGAGCGAAGUACCAUUAUUUCGGAAAAUCAAUUGAUACAGAAUGAAUUGGUAUUCUUGCAUACAAGAAAAAUCAUCACUAAGUAG